UCUGGAUGUUUUGCUAGCUUCAGCUAACAUAGCAGAGACUGAGGUGAUGAGCUCCGUUAGUCUGCAGCAUCAGGACCGGUCCGCACCACAAAAAACCGUUCGCUCCAGAACCCACGGAACCGAGUAUCAGGCAUGGCUGCGGGUGUCAGUGUCCUGACUGAGCGGGCCGAGUCCACCGGUGAUUCAGCACGGGGAGAGGCCAGCGCAGAGAUGGAGACAGCUAACGCAAGAGUCCCCACAGCAAAGUACACCAAGAUGGGGGAGACUCUGAGACAUGUCAUCCCCGGUCACAUGCAGUGCUCCAUGGCCUGCGGGGGCAAAGCCUGUAAAUAUGAGAACCCGUCCCGCUGGAGGGACGAGGAGCAGGCCAUUAAGGGCCUGUAUUCAUCCUGGAUUACUGACAACUUGCUUGCUAUGGCGAGGCCUUCAACUGAAAUCAUAGAGAAGUACGGCAUCAUUGAGCAGUUCCAGAGGUGCGGUUUAAAGACCGUCAUCAACCUGCAGCGACCCGGAGAACACGCCAGCUGCGGCAACCCGCUGGAGCCGGAGAGCGGCUUCACCUACCGCCCCGAGACCUUCAUGCAGGCGGGGGUUUACUACUACAACUUUGGAUGGAAGGACUAUGGCGUGGCAUCCCUAACUACAAUCCUGGACAUGGUAAAGGUCAUGUCUUUUGCUGUUCAAGAAGGAAAGAUGGCGGUCCACUGCCACGCUGGUCUUGGAAGAACCGGCGUGCUCCUGGCGUGUUACUUGGUCUUUACCGCCCGGAUGAACGCAGACCAAGCUAUCCUGUUUGUGCGAGCAAAGAGACCCAACUCUAUCCAGACCCGAGGCCAGCUGCUGUGCGUGCGGGAGUUUGCCCAGUUCCUGGUUCCCCUGCGGAGCGUUUUCUCCUGCGCAGAACCCAAAGCCAGCGCCGUCACUCUGUCGCAGUACCUCACCAGGCAGCGACAUCUGCUGCACGGCUACGAAGCUCGUCAGAUGAAGAACGUGCCAAAGAUGGUGCACCUGGUGUGCAGGCUGCUGGUGGACAUCGCAGCCAACAGGCAGGUGGUGGUGGAGGAGGAGCGGCUGGAGAUCCCAGACCUCACCGCAGAGGUGGAGAAGACCGUGUCCCAGCAGGCUCUUCAGCAGCUCGGGAGGGAAAUGAGAGGAAAGGGGAUCCCUCUCCCAGCAUGUGCACUGAACACUCCGAAUCCAUCCGCGCUGCCGUGCAGAGCUGAUCAGCCUCUCGCCAGUGACAACGAGCUGGACCCUCUGUGGAGGCAGCAGAACCUGGAGAGCCCUCUGAGCUCGCCCCUGUGGAGCAGCCGCAGCCUCAGCGACUCGCUGCUUCAUAAACUGGGAGAAUGGCAGCAGAGCUUUGGAAACCUGAAGAACAGCAAACCCAUCCACAGCUACAUCAAGCACUCCUUGUCCCACACCAGCCUUGCACCCUGCAGCCUCGAUGAUCAUCCCCAAGACGGGACUCUGGAGUCCAAAAUGACAGUGGAGCCGGACUUCCUGUCAGAGAAACCCCUUCAGAAGCGACAUCAGAGUUUGAUUUUAGACCCAUCGGAGCUGAGACCCUUCCGUGACCCCACGCCACACGACGCACUGAUCACCAGCAAAAACACGGCUGCCGAUCAGGAAGGAAACAACGGACGAGUAACCGCGGGGGUGCCGUCCUUCUCUGUCCAGGCUGAGCUCUCCGCGGAGAGCAGGCGCCUGUGGGUGGCUCAGGCUCUGGCGAUGAUUCCAACAGACCGGGAGUCCUCCAGGUCCCUCCAGGUCCAAAUGUGGCAGACAGAGCUAAACUCCAGGGAGGGGGCCUGGGAGAGGCUGUGCACGGAGAGAGACCCCCUGGUGUUGUCCGGUCUGAUGUGGUCCUGGUUGGAGCAGCUCAGAGAGCCGAUCAUCAGCUCUGAGGACAUGAAGAUCGUCGGCGAGGCCAAAGGGAAUCCACAGAGCGCCCUCCACAGGUUGCAAAAGGGCCCCAGGCUCACGCUGCUCUGCGUCCUCGACUGUGCCGCUCAACUCCUGCCGCUGCCUGAAGAUCUUGAGGCUCGUUUGCUGACCCAAACUGUCAAAGUGUUCACUAAGACCGACCCGGCCUCUGGCGGGCAGUCCUCGCUCACAGCAGCCCUGAGCACGCUUCUUCAUGAGCUGCCUGAAAAAGCUGCACAGCCGAGUGAAGACUCCGGAUCACAGCUACGGCUCCACUCUGGCUCGCGGCUCCUCGUCCUGAGCUCUCCGAGUCAGUGCAGUCCAGCGAUCCCGGCUAAUGUGCCACCGCGCUCCCAGUCAAACACAGAUUUUACUGUCCUGCAAGUGGGCUUUAUUACCAUGACCAGCUGAGGAAGACUCUCCUCAUGUGAUCCUUAAAUGUGUCCGAGCUGCAGACGCUGCAGUGUGUCUUAUUUAUUUUGAUAAGUUGACUUCAGUUUACAGCCUCUCUUUGGUCUUGAGCUUCUUCAUCAGAUUGUGCUGCAGCUGCUUCAUUUCCACCUACAAGGCGGGGCUGAGUGAUUUUAACGAAUAACCUGAAUGUUUCACAAUCAGUACACUUUUUUGUG
Molecule: messenger RNA, 2555 nt
Organism: Oryzias melastigma (Indian medaka)
Lineage: Eukaryota; Metazoa; Chordata; Actinopteri; Beloniformes; Adrianichthyidae
Gene: ptpdc1a
Product: protein tyrosine phosphatase domain containing 1a
Biological process (GO): protein dephosphorylation; cilium assembly
Molecular function (GO): protein tyrosine/serine/threonine phosphatase activity
Source: RefSeq, a predicted model, not a curated record